AGUUUCCGUUAUCUCUUUAUCUCUCUCUCCUCUCUUUCUCUUCACAGACACAACAAACAAAAGAAAGACAGACAAAUAGAAAAAAAAAACCGCACGUUCCUUCUCGCGCGACGAAUCUGAUUAGGGUUUUUGAGAAUCUUUACAGCUUUUUGUGUUUGAAUUUGCGAUUUUGGAAUCAGCUGCAAGAGAUGAUUUCUGAUUCGAUCACCAACGCAUCUGCUUCUGCAGCCCCAAGCGCGAGGGACAUGGGGAAGAAGAAAAGGACCAACAGGGCGGCCAAAUUGAAACAGAGCAAGCUAGGUCUCCGCCGUGAGCAAUGGCUUUCUCAAGUUGCGAUGAUCAACAAAGGGGAUAAGGAGGAGACGGUUCCCAAUCGGAAAACCGUUGUUCAGAGAGAUCUUCCCGUUGAGAAGUUAAAUGAGCAGCGUGGAGAAGGAGAAGCACAUCAUCACGAGAGCUUUAUAGAGUCGCUUUCGAACAGCCCCAACAGUACCCUGAGUGGUAUAAACUCAAUCCCCAAUUUCUGCAGCGGCAGUAGCAGUGGGAGUGGUGGCUCUUGCUCUGGUAAUAUAACAGAGGAAGAGGAUGCUGCUGAUGAUGACGGUUGUUUGGAUGACUGGGAGGCUUUUGCUGAUGCUUUAGCAGCUGAUGAUGAAAAGCAUGAGAAGAAGAAGGAGAAUCCUCCUGAAGAGCAUGUGAGUGUCAAGCAAUCAGCUUCUCUUAGGGAUUCAGUCAGUGGAUCUAAUGUGGCUGUAAGGGAUGUGAAGCCGUCAAGGAAGCAAAAGAGCAACCAGGCGUGGAGGGCAGACGAUAAGCUCCGUCCCCAGGGUCUCCCUAAUUUGGGAAAGCAGCGUAGCUUUCCGGUCAUGAACUUGCAUUUUAGUUCUGCGGCGGUGCCAUCUUCAUGCCCCAUUUGCUACGAAGAUCUGGACUUGACAGAUUCUAAUUUCUUGCCGUGCCCUUGUGGAUUCCGGCUCUGUCUUUUCUGCCACAAGACGAUCUGCGACGGAGAUGGGCGUUGUCCAGGUUGCAGGAAGCCAUAUGAAAAGAACACAAUCAAGGUUGAGACCAGUGUUCAAAAUGGUGGUCUGACUAUUCGGCUUGCUCGUUCCUCUAGCAUGUUUUGCAGGUCAUGAAGUAAAGAGGAUGUGUCUUUUCCCAAACUGUGUCUGUUUGUCUUUUCUCUCACUUCGUCUUUUCUUUCCCUCGCAUGUUCUAUGUUUUUUUACAUGUCUUUAAAAACUCUUUAGAUAUGGGUAUAGGAUUUGUCUUUUGGCACCUAAGAACUAUGAUGUAUGUUCUUCUAUGUCAGUGACUCUUCUUCGUCUGAAACAUGUGUUGGUGGUGGUGGUGGUGGUGAUGUAGAGUGGUGUGUGUGAGUACAUAAAGUGGUACACGAACUUCAAAUACAUAAAGUUGCAAUAUGUCUCUUUUCCCUUGCCUCUGCUUAUCUGUAAUAUUCUAAAGGUUUAUACCUUCUGGUAUCUUAUUAGAAUGGACCACCAAUGUUAUAUUUUUUCUGCUUGAUU
This is a messenger RNA of Brassica rapa (field mustard), 1529 nucleotides long. RefSeq lists its product as uncharacterized. Gene Ontology annotation, molecular function: ubiquitin-protein transferase activity. The record is from RefSeq and is a predicted model, not a curated record. Gene Ontology annotation, biological process: protein ubiquitination. Gene Ontology annotation, cellular component: CCR4-NOT complex. NCBI's taxonomy places the organism in Eukaryota, Viridiplantae, Streptophyta, Magnoliopsida, Brassicales, Brassicaceae.